Messenger RNA from Synchytrium microbalum, 2595 nucleotides. RefSeq lists its product as uncharacterized. The transcript is spliced from 9 exons. Gene Ontology annotation, biological process: proteasome-mediated ubiquitin-dependent protein catabolic process. Gene Ontology annotation, molecular function: protein binding; ubiquitin protein ligase activity. The record is from RefSeq and is a predicted model, not a curated record. Bases 1 to 2595 code for a protein of 864 amino acids. Lineage: Eukaryota; Fungi; Chytridiomycota; Chytridiomycetes; Synchytriales; Synchytriaceae.
AUGUCUGGCGCUGGACAGGCCAAGAAGAAGCAAAAGACGACUAGCAUCAAUACUAAUCCUCCGAAACUGGAUGACGACUUUCAAUGUCCAAUAUGUAGAGAAAUCAUCACUGAAGCAUUCAUGACUAAAUUGAGCAAGCUAAUUGAAAAGCAUCUUGCUGGUACUCGAAACAUGAUUGGAUCGUCGUCUCCAGCUGCUACGAAAUCAUUACGUGGAACACUAGCUCCUACUGCAGAAUCGCAUUGGAGUGUUAACGAUAUCAACAACAUCCUCUCGUCACUUCUUGAUCGUAAACGCCAACUGGAAACAACUCAGAAAGAAAUCGAACUGGAACUCGUAUCUGAGUUCUUGAAAAAGGCCAAACAGGUCAAGGAAGAUGAAUUAACUCGAGUUACCAGAGAAUUGGAAAUCAUUCAAACUGACUUGGAUGUCGUGUCGACUCAAUAUAGUAGCACGUCGUUUCGUCGUCCUGAUGCUCUGUCAGCAAUGCCAAUGUCAAGUGGUGGGAGUAUUGGUAGUAAUGGUGAGGUGGCACAGGUUCCUGAUGGUUCUGGUGAUGCUAUUGUUGCUGAUGCUGAUGGAAGGACGAGGAGGAAAAGACGACAUUCUGAUAUUGACGACAAUGAAGAUGAGUCGGAGACUGCAUCUGUAGCAUCAUAUCCGACCGACACCACUCCAAAUCGUAUUGGAAUUGAUUUGGAAUCAUCGACGAGUACGUUGAAGCUUGCCAAAAAGCAAAAGGAGAGAGUCUUUCGUCACUUUGAUGAGCUGGUACAUACGUACUUUGAUUCCAGGAUGGCGAAUUUACCAACUUCUGUAAAUAAAAAAUCAAAAGACUUGACACCAUUAUCUCGCUUCAGCACAGACUUAUAUAAUUUUUCUCGACCGUCCCGUCUCACAGUCCUAGCCAAAAUAUAUUACGCCGACAACUUCCAUAAUCCAGGUUCAGCUAUUGUAUCAUCCAUCGAUUAUGAUCGAGACGAUGAAUUCUUUGCAACAGCUGGGGUCUUGAAACGAAUCAAGAUUUUCGAGUUUGCCAGUAUCGUGUCUGAUUAUCGAGACACUGUAUCUUCUCGAGAUCACGUCAAUGACCAAACAGAUGAACGAAGGAGGUCAAGAGCCGGGUUUAUAACUUCUGCAAGUAAUAAUAGCAGUCCGAGUUCGAGUAGUCAUACUGCUACGAGUCCACGAGCACGAGGUUUGUUGGGAUCUACAACUGUUGACGAUGGUGUGAGUCGAUUACGACGUGUGCUGAGUCGUAUAGCGCCUAGAAAUCCAGGCGGAGGUGGUAAUGAUGAUCAGGAUGAUAUUGCUGGUGGAGCUAGUAGUACGGCUGCAGCAGAAGAUGAUGAUCAACAGCAAGCUGCAGCUAUAGAAACAGACAAUAGUAGUGCUGUAGAUGAUGAAGAGGAAGAUGAUGACGAUGACGAUGGUGCUUCAGGAAGUAGUAGAAGGCCGGCUAGACCGUCGCAACCGGCGGCGUUUGCUGUAGAGGAUGAAGAUGAUGAUGACGUAGACCUGGAUCGUAAUGAUGGGCUUGAUAAUGUUCCGCGGUAUCCUGUUCGAGAGGUUGCUUGUAGGUCUAAGAUCAGUUGCCUAUCAUGGAACUCCUACAUCAAAGCACAACUAGCCUCAUCAGAUUAUGAAGGUCUAGUGAGUCUCUGGGAUGUCCAAAAUGGAUCACUGCUGACAUCUUAUGAUGAACAUGAGAAACGAACAUGGUCGUGUGAUUUCUCACGAGUAGAUCCAACUCGACUUGCGUCAGGUGGUGAUGAUUCUAGAAUCAAGAUAUGGAGUACCAAUCAGGCUCGUAGUGUAAUGACUAUUGAUUCCAAGGCUAAUAUCUGUGCUGUGAAAUUCAAUCCUGAGGUUGGACAUCAGUUGGCUUUUGGUAGUGCAGAUCACAAUAUACAUUAUUAUGACUUGAGGAACACAGCUCAAGCCUUGUAUGUAUUCAAGGGUCAUCGAAAGGCAGUAUCCUAUGUGAAAUUCCCACAUCGAGAUACCAUGCUGACAGCAUCAACAGACUGCACACUUCGAUUAUGGUCCCUCUCUCAAGUCGGAAUCUCAUCUCAGCCGUCUAUGGGUCCUCCCUCGUAUCUAUCAAACACGACCCGUCAUCCGGGAACAUCAGCAGCCUCUGCACCACCUCCAUCUAGCUUACUAGUGCCGCCCAUGACCAGCAGUAAUAGCAACUCGAUGGGACCAACAGGAAUCCUCAAUGAUCCAUCAAUGUCAAAUCUUAAACACAUUCCAGGAAUCCCAGCCGGUUUAGAUCCGUUACCGCCUGGAUGUAUACGGGCGUUCGUUGGACAUACCAAUGAAAAGAAUUUUGUGGGGCUGUCUGUGAACAGUGAUUCACAGUUUGUAGCGUGUGGGUCGGAGACGAAUUCAGUGUUUGUGUAUUGGUUGCAUGUUGGAUCACCUGUUGUGGUGUACAAGUUUGGAAAUGGGGUUGAUCCUGUUACGGGAGAAGAAUUGGCAGAUGAAGAUCCCGCACAAUUUGUGUCAUCAGUUGCGUAUCGUCGAACACAUCCCAAUGUGUUGAUUGCAGCAAAUUCACAAGGACGUGUAAAGGUCCUUGAAAUGGUGUAG